AUGGGGCCAAUGAAAUAUAAGUCAAGUGUGUCCUCAGUGUCCUGUGGUCUGCAAUAUCACCAUUCGUUGAUAAAGUGGAGUCCAAAAGUGAAUUUACACAUAGUGCAGACUUACUGCUCAUCAGCACCUAAGAGGCCUGAAGCCAAGUCUGCAAUAGAAAUGGCCAUGGGUCUUCUUAAUCGGCUGACAGAAGCUGGGACCGUUGUGGGAAAAAACUCCCUUCAAAAAAUGUCUGCAACGUGCAAGAAUUGGUGGGACAGAUACGAAGAAUUUGUUGGAAUUAAUGAAGUUCGGGAGGCUCAGGGAAAAGUGACAGAGGCUGAAAAUGUCUUUAUGAUAGCUCGAGGGAUAGUACGAGAGGCUCGUGAAAAUGUAGAAGCCCAACAGAUUAAACUGAAGGAAAUUCGGGACCGCUUAGACAGGGUCUCUCGGGAUGACACCCAGUAUUUAGAACUGGCUACCCUGGAACACAGGUUGCUGCAGGAAGAGAAGAGGUACCGAGCUGCAUAUUUAAAUGCAGAAGAAUCUGAGAGAGAAAAAUUCUCUCUUUUCUCUGCAGCUGUAAGGGAAAGCCAUGAGAAAGAGCGAACAAGAGCUGAAAAAACAAAGAACUGGUCUAUUAUUGGUUCUGUACUGGGAGCCAUUAUAGGUGUUAUUGGUUCCACCUAUGUUAAUCGAGUAAGGCUGCAAGAACUGAAAGUCUUGGUGCUUGAAGCACAAAAGGGCCCAAUAAAUUUGCAAGAAGCCAUCAAAGAACAGGCCUCCAGCCAUUACUUACAGCAGAAGGAUCUCAGUGACGUCAUAGCAGACCUGAAAAAUGUGCUGCAAACAAGGACAUCACAGGAAAUAAAAGGCGGCGCUUUGUUAAGUAGAGAAGACAGGAAUGACUCCAUAAAAAUAGAUUCUCUUUUAAUUCCUUUAAAUGAACAGCUGAACUACACUAAACAAGUCAUUUCAUGUUUAGGGAGUUUACAACAGCAGUUUAACAGUUUGCAGGAAAGUUUAGCGCAAAUGAUUUCUGAGAUGCAGAGUGUUAAACUUGCGGUUCAUUCUAGACCUACAGAAAGAGUGAUGCCAAGGUCUUCAGUGGAGAGCAAGGGCCAGGCUUCAGCCAUAAGAGAUGUGAUUUUAGAAUUGUGUGAUACCGAGCGGAGACUGGAAACACAAAUCAAGAGAAAUUCUAUUUACAGCACUGCAGUGACAUGUGCUAUGUUUGCUAUUACUCUGCCAGUACUGUAUAUUAUACUUAAAGGGAACUGA
This is a messenger RNA of Phaethon lepturus (White-tailed tropicbird), 1260 nucleotides long. It is a transcript of the gene CCDC51, whose product is annotated as coiled-coil domain containing 51. NCBI's taxonomy places the organism in Eukaryota, Metazoa, Chordata, Aves, Phaethontiformes, Phaethontidae. The transcript has 3 exons. The coding region runs from base 1 to 1260 and encodes 419 amino acids. The record is from RefSeq and is a predicted model, not a curated record.